Cataglyphis hispanica is the source of this 1481-nucleotide messenger RNA. RefSeq names its product derlin-2 (gene Der-2). Lineage: Eukaryota; Metazoa; Arthropoda; Insecta; Hymenoptera; Formicidae. The transcript is spliced from 6 exons. Gene Ontology annotation, molecular function: ubiquitin-specific protease binding; misfolded protein binding. Gene Ontology annotation, cellular component: Hrd1p ubiquitin ligase ERAD-L complex; endoplasmic reticulum membrane. Bases 172 to 894 code for a protein of 240 amino acids. Gene Ontology annotation, biological process: endoplasmic reticulum unfolded protein response. The record is from RefSeq and is a predicted model, not a curated record.
CACGUGUUACGUGUACAAAAAUCGUGCGGACAACAAAUUAAUACGAUGUGCAGAUAACAUUGUCGCGCUGGUGCAACAUGCGAUGGUGAAGCGGAAAGAGGAUAAGAAGCGGCGAGAGUGCAGCUGCGAGGUAUCAAGGAAGGAAUACGGGCGUAAGAUCGCCGAUAAUCAAUGCCAAUGGCCUACGAAGCAUUAUGGCACGAGUACAUGCAGAUGCCCGUGGUGACGCGGGCUUACACUACAGCUUGUGUCAUUACGACCCUUGCCGUGCAAUUGGACUUGGUGUCUCCAUUUCAAUUAUAUUUCAACCCAAUUCUCAUUGUGGAACAGUAUCAGAUAUGGCGGUUAAUAACAACAUUCUUGUUUUUCGGGAAUAUUGGGUUCAACCUACUGUUCAAUAUGAUAUUUACAUAUCGAUAUUGCCGUAUGUUGGAAGAAGGGUCUUUUCGCAGAAGAACAGCUGAUUUUGUAAUGAUGUUCAUUUUUGGUGGAAUAUGUAUGAUCACUUUUGCAUUUUUUGUCAAUCUGCUAUUCCUAGGACAUGCAUUCACGAUAAUGUUAGUGUAUGUAUGGUCGCGACGAAAUCCUUUUGUCAGGAUGAACUUCUUCGGACUUUUAAAUUUUCAAGCUCCAUAUCUACCAUGGGUACUGCUAGGAUUCUCCGUAUUGCUUGGUAAUACAAUAUGGGUCGAUCUUGUUGGAAUGGCGGUAGGGCAUACUUAUUAUUUCGCAGAGGAUGUAUUCCCGCGAUUAAGAGGCGGUUUUCGGAUUUUGAAAACUCCACAAAUACUUAAGACUUUGUUUGACGCACAUCCUGAAGAUCCGGAUUACAUGCCGCCGCCGGAAGACAGACCAGGUGGCUUCAAUUGGGGACAGGAAGCCAAUGUGCAGUGAUCAAAACAUUUAAUAAUUUUCUUCCUAAUGCUAUUUCUUAUCCAAAUUACCCGAGAACAUUGCGGAAGUGCGCGUCCCCAUCGUUGUUCCUUCAUCUUUAGAGUUAUUAAUAACUUGAUGUUUGGAUAUGUGUAUGCAAAGAUGCAUAAUGAAAUGAUAAGGAUAAUAUACAAGAUGUUUAUAGAAGAAAUGUAAAGCAUAAUAUACAAGAUAUAUAUAUUAGAAAGACCUCAGCUGUUUUCUUCAAUUGAGGAAUUGUCCAAUAAAAGUUGAUAAUCUUGUCUAUAAUCAAAUUAAUCGUCGAAAAAAAGUUGACUACAAACUUUUCAAGAAAUUUAUAAACGAGAAAAAGCAUACAAAUUCUUAUACAUUCUAUAUCUAGACGAGCGCUGGAGAUAUGUACAUAAAACAUUUAUAAUCAGUGAGUUAUUAUUAUUUUCUUUAUUUUCUGUUACACAUUCACAUGUUCUUCAUUAUUCGUUUUUGCAUACAAAAUCCAAUCUAUAUCGAUAUUAACUCUUUGGAAGCCAAACAUUGCGCUUCUAGCAUUAUUAUAAAAAAUAUAAUUGAUUAAAUUGAUUAAAUUG